AUGAUUUGUAUAACAGCAUUUUAACCUAUCACUAUGAUCGUAGUGCUCUACCAGCGAAUACUAGAAUCUUGGAACCAAGGCAUGCUUCAAAUUAUGUAUCAUCUGAACCAACGACCAGAUGUGAAUCAUUUUUUAGUUCAUAUGAGGAUCUUGUCAAUAUUAAUGAAAAGUUGUUUCGAACUAAUGACCAAUUUGAUGUAAUCAUUCGCAUUGGCAAUGAUAUUGAUUUCGAUGAUUUUUAUGCUCAUUCAUUAAUUUUAUGUGCACGUUCCUCUUAUUUCAACACUGCCUUUUCUAAUAUUAAUCAAAAUGAAAAUCCUUUUAUUUUUCCAAUUCAAGAUACCUCUAAAGUUGUUUUUGAUGUCAUUUUCAGGUAUUUGUUUA
Messenger RNA from Racocetra fulgida, 384 nucleotides. The record is from the annotation of a GenBank genome assembly. Lineage: Eukaryota; Fungi; Glomeromycota; Glomeromycetes; Diversisporales; Gigasporaceae.